Messenger RNA from Amoebophrya sp. A25, 2280 nucleotides. Lineage: Eukaryota; Dinophyceae; Syndiniales; Amoebophryaceae. The record is from the annotation of a GenBank genome assembly.
GAAUGUUCGUUAGAUUUCAUGGACCAUGAAUUUGCGAGCCUCUCAUGGGCCGGCCUGCACAACAACGCGAAAGUAUUGGCAGUUCAGCGAGAAAAACUCGAUGAGUGGCAUCCACAUGUAAACCGAAAUGCAGCUUUGAGUUUCGUGGGAACUGGCAUCGUGCUUUCGUCGAAUGACGAAGAAAAAGGAAGAAGUGGCGGGACUGACAACCAACAUCUUCACCUGCAGUGUCACCAAGGAGCAAGAACCGGCCGGCUCGCGGCUUUCUCAUUUUACGAUGGACGUGCGGUUGGAAAACGAAAUUUGAAAAGUCCUAUCUCGAACUCGAUGGACGAAGAAAAUAAUGCACCGCCUGUUGAUAAAGGAGAUCGUGAUCGCGCGCCUCGCCUCUACGAGAAACAUUACCUCUACAUGCGCUUCGAUGUGAUGUAUCCGCUGCUGGGCUUCCUUCAAGGUGCGCUUAGACGCAAUUUUCUUCGCGUUAUGCAUGAGUCCACUCACCGCAUGCUUUUUCGCCGACGAUUUCUGCCAACACACGUCUUCACACUGUGUCCCUAUUUCCAUCGAAUGAUGUCCAAAGUUCCGGAGUCGAGUGGACGAGAAAAUGAAAAGCCAGUUUCCGACCAGCCAGUUGCAACAGGCACGACAAGACCUGGUGAGCAGAUGACACGUCGUGAGGACCAGCAUUGCGCAGGUCGUUCGAUUACGACUGCGGAGAAAAGUAUUCAAUUUCUGCGGAUGCCUCUGAUGACGAAGAACGUUUUUAGGUUCGGCAGUCCUGCUGGUCAACACGAAGACGUCGAGGGCGAGCAUCGGGAGAAAACCUAUUCGGACGAUGCCGAACUCUUUAACCUUGUUCCCACGGCAAAGCCUGCGGCUUUGCAAGAACGGCAUUUACCUUUAUCAGAAAGACCGGUGGACCUGUUUUACGCUGGAAAUUCUCUUGCGGAUCUCCAGAGGGAAAUAUUUCUUCCCAAAAUCACGCUCACGCAGUAUAAUCGCAGCAUUGAUCUUCACGAUUCGGAAGAGAAGCCGCUUGUCUUCCAGCUCUUUGGAAACAAUCAAGCGCGUUUAGCUAGCAAGUAUAUGGGGGAAGAUUUUCAGACACGAUUUGCAGAACAGGGUGUCAGUUUGAAAAUCGAACCUGAUGAUUCAGAGAAGCAGCAUGGUGAUGAGGAAAAGAAAAGAAAAGCUGCUACAGCUUCUACACCUGAUAUGCAAGACGCUGAAAACUCUUCGUCUUACGAAUACAAAUUGCGUUUGUAUGGUCAGGCCCGCGUUUGCUUCACACACAAUUUGGUGAACAUAGAGCCGCGUGAGACAAGGUUUAUACGCGACUGGCUGUCCACACAGUGGGCCCGGCGUGAACACUUAGACCAACUUGCGAAUCCACUGUUCAGGGACUUCUACGUGGCUGAACCUAAAGCAACUGAUCCAGUGGAUGAGAGUCUCCAUGUGGAGCAAGAUAUUCGAAAGGAACUUCAACAAAAGUAUGAAGAAGCCAGGGAUAGGGUGGACGGCAUGAACAUGAUUGAGAGAAAGCCUAUGCACGAAGGAACGCAGACAAGAAACAAGGAGGAUCAAGAAACGGGAAUCGAUACGAUCAGUUCGACAGACAUGAUUCCCCGUCGAAGUUUUCACGAUGUUUUCGCUCGUUCGAAGAAAUUAGAGGAUUCUGGCGCUUCCGACAGACGCGCUUUCGCUGAUUUCAGUUCUCAGAUGAUUGGUGUCACUCCGUCUGCUACAACAUCAGCAGACUCAAUGUCACCUGAUGCCAACACACCGGUUGCAAAGCAUCAAGCUUUUCGUCUGAGGCGUUCUGAUUCUGAAUUCCUCACAGGGUUCCCACAUGGAAGGCCAGUCGCUAGAGCGCCGCAGCUGAAGGCGCGUGGGUUCGAAGCGGCGCUUGGAAAGUGUCUGCAUCUCGUUUUAGCCGAUCAUUGGUCCUUGCUCGAAGAGUAUUUCCAGCCAGGCAAGCACUUUCUCUACGUCAGCAGCAUCGAUGAGGCAUUGCAUGUGGCUAGAUUAGUUAGGCGGCUGUAUGCGGGGCUAGACGGGGAUGAUGGUCAACAUGAUAGAGAUACUGUUGCUGUGCGAGGUAGAGACAACAACAAUUCCAUCUCUCUAUUUUCACCUCGGAGCAAUCAGAUCCUGCGGAGGCGCAUAGAGGCUAUGAUUGAAGAUGCAUGCUUGCAGGCACAAAACUACACGUUUUCCUGGCUAGACCGUGAGUUAGACCGUAUUCUGUGAUGGAGAUAGGGCUCCUUCUUCUCGACCAGG